Molecule: messenger RNA, 555 nt
Organism: Chironomus riparius
Lineage: Eukaryota; Metazoa; Arthropoda; Insecta; Diptera; Chironomidae
Source: the annotation of a GenBank genome assembly
AUGCUCCACAUUAAAUCAUCACUAAUUAAAGUUAUGUCCUUUUCAGGCUUUGAUGCCAAUACGAGACUCGUUGAUGAGGAAGAAGACUGUCCAACACUAUUAGAGCAUGACUUUAAUAGGUUUCAUCACACAAUCCCAGGAUUAAGACGUUCUGGCGUUGAUGCUAAUGCUAUUAGACAGCAUUACUACCCAGACGGAGAUUGGGGUUGGAUCGUGUGCAGUGUUGCAUUUUUAGCGCACAUUCUAACGACGGGAUUUCAGUUGUCCUAUGGUUUUCUACUGCUUUAUGCAAUUAAGCAUCUAGGACAAGAUGUGGCAAUGGAAACAAGACACGCAAAAGUCAUUUCAUCAUACAAAGCACCAGCAUUUGACUCCAAGUCACAAACUGGUGCUUAUAAGAAGUCAUCACCAUUCGACUUCAAAGAGCAGGAUCGUAAAAUGACAAUGUCGUCAUCAAAGAGUGGUAGUAGCAGCAGCAGUAUGGAUAAGAAGGCAGAUCCAUGGGGAAAAACUUUCAAAAACGAACAGCACUUUAAGAGCCUUCACAUAUGUUAA